Ruditapes philippinarum (Manila clam) is the source of this 1494-nucleotide messenger RNA. Its product is annotated as dnaJ homolog subfamily B member 12-like. Gene Ontology annotation, biological process: cellular response to misfolded protein. Gene Ontology annotation, cellular component: endoplasmic reticulum membrane. Lineage: Eukaryota; Metazoa; Mollusca; Bivalvia; Venerida; Veneridae. Gene Ontology annotation, molecular function: Hsp70 protein binding. The record is from RefSeq and is a predicted model, not a curated record. The transcript is spliced from 9 exons. The coding region runs from base 32 to 1153 and encodes 373 amino acids.
AAAAGAUCUUUGGUUGAUCAGUCGAUUAAAUAUGGAAGGCAAUAGAGACGAAAGUGAAAAGUGUAUAUCUAUAGCUCAAAAAUGUAUAAAUGCAGGAGCUUAUGAAAAGGCUUUGAAAUUCUUAAAUAAAGCAGAAAGGUUAUACCCAACACAAAAAGCUAAAGAUUUAUUAGACCAUGUUAAGAAACUGAAUGAGUCCACACCUGAUGAUACUGGAGGUGGGGCAGAAAAAAAUGACGAUGGUGUAUGCCAUCGCAAAGGUAGUCACAGCAGGGAGGCAACAGAUUCAAAACAAACCAGCGAACCAAAGGAAAAGGAUUAUACAGAGGAGCAAUUAACAGCAGUUAAAAGAAUAAAGAAAUGUAAAGAUUAUUAUGAGAUAUUGUGCGUAGAGAAGGACGCUUCCGAAGCAGAUUUAAAGAAGGCUUACAGAAAACUAGCCCUACAGAUGCACCCAGACAAGAACAAAGCACCAGGAGCAACAGAAGCAUUUAAAGCUGUUGGUAAUGCAUUUGCUGUGAUAAAUGACCCUGCAAAGAGAAAGAAAUACGAUAUGUUUGGUCCAGAGGAGGAACAGAGAAGUACAAGAAGUCAAAGGGAAUAUGAUUAUUCUCAUGGUUUUGAAGGUGAUAUAUCACCAGAAGAACUUUUCAACAUGUUUUUUGGAGGUGGUUUUCCCUCAGGGAGUGUUUAUCAACGAAGGGGCAGACAUUCACAUUCAAGGCAACAUUAUAGAUUUACUUCUAGAGAGUCCCAAUCUUCAAAUGAUGGCAGCGCCACUUUACUGUUACAGUUGGCUCCGAUAUUAUUAUUGGUUAUUCUAUCACUACUCAGCAGUUUCUUCGUGUCAGAUCCUGUAUUUAGUCUUAACCGUACAGAUAAAUAUUCAGCUCAGAGAAAGACACAGCACUUGCAUAUACCUUAUUAUGUGAAACAAGAUUUUACAUCAAACUUUGCGGGUGAUUUACGCCGGAUAGAAAGACAAGUAGAGGAAGAAUUUAUUUCUAAUUUACGUCAAAAUUGCUGGAGAGAAAGAAGUUAUAAAGAAAAUAUGUUAUGGAGGGCCAGAAAUUAUGCAGAUGCAAAAUUAUACGAGCGCGCACAGAAUAUGGAAACACCGUCGUGCGAUCAGCUACAAAAGAUAUACAGCUAGUGACUUUGAAAUAUAACCACACCUCCUUACUUUGAUUUCUUAUCAACCACUGAAUUUUUAUCAGGGUCCGAGGUCCUUGUCCCCGGCAACAAACACACAGAAAUACAUUUUUUGGUGAAUUCUGUUGCAAAUUUUAAAGAAAAGGACCUUCGAAAACGCAGACCAAAUGCAUGGACUUUGUUUGUGAUUAUAAAUGAUUACAUUUGACUGAAUUAGAUAACAUUGUUGAGAGUAAAUUUGAAUGUAAUCAGAUGGAAAGGGGUGUUUGAAUUGUGGCAAGCUGAACGUCAGUCUUGCAAUUUUAUUACCUUUGCCUUCUCUCUCCGAACCAAACUCAAGAG